CCUGACAUUCUCCGUUAGGCUGGUUAUGAUACACUCGGCAACUUUUUGAGCAAUGUUGCCGGGAAAUUUUGAGAAAUGUUGACGUCAACGGGCAACCAGGUGAGACACAGGGCCCACGACCGAUCUAAAAUAUACAGAUAUAAAUGUGCUGCCCAUUCUCAGUGGGAAAGUGCCCAAGCAACAUUGCUCAGAAAAGUUCCCGCGUGUAUCAUCUUCCCGCAAUUUUAGCUUCCGCUGGAUUGCACAAUAUUCUGCGCAUAAUACUUGCAAUUAUAAUACUGACUUCUAAGCAUAUGCUGACUGUCGUAGUCAUUGCAGUUUACCAGUGUAGCUAUAUUCAUGCUCAGUGAGUUUCGGUAUGCGGCUUAGACUUUAACAACUUCAUCCAACCACAGACACUGUCUCUGCCGACUCACUGCACACUUCCCGUUUUAUUAUUAUUUUGACUUAUUUUCAGUACAUUUGACAAGCCUCUCUCUUUCACAUACACAACAUGCACACACUUGCACCAAUGCCAUGUUCAUUUGGUUCUUAGUGCACGAUGUCCAGUGGCAUAGACACCUUGUCUGGGAGCAAAGUUCUUUGAGGAAUUCCUGGGAUAACCGGACACUUUGUCUAAUUAGGUGGUGGAGGCACCAUGUCACAAACAGAUCAUCACAUCUUUGUUGAACAGCAGAUCUCACACAAACUCAAAGUGAAAGUGCUGCGGGCCGAAAAUGUCACUAAGGGACCUCUUGGAGACUUGUUGGAUACCCCCGACCCAUAUGUGGAGCUGUUCAUCCCAACUUCCCCAGAGAGCAGAAAGAAAACACAACAUAUAGACAACAACAUCAAUCCAGAAUGGAAUGAGGCCUUUGAAUUCAUCCUCGACCCCAACCAAAACAAUGUGCUUCAGUUGACAUUAAUGGAUGCUAACUAUGUUGUGGAUGAAAUGUUGGGUACGGCUUCAUAUGACAUCUCUAAACUAAAAGUUGGACAAACAGUACUGGUGUCAUUUCUUAUAGGAAAAAUGACCAAUGUGUACUUAGAGCUUUCCUUGGAGGAGUGCUCAUCAAUGGACUUGCGGAUCGAUCUAGAUCUGUGCCCUAAAGAGAUGCUCUACAGACAACAUCGGCGUGAUAGAGUCAUGCUGGGCAUCAAGAAAUUGUUGCACAUGGUGGAACCUUCCUCUCUCCCUUCAUCUGCUCAUGAGGUCCCAGUGAUUGCUGUUCUGGGAUCAGGGGGAGGUUUCAGGGCGAUGGUCGGGUUUUCAGGGGUUAUGAAGGCUUUGUAUGAGUCUGGAGUUCUGGACUGUGUCACAUAUGUUGCUGGCCUCUCUGGAUCCACCUGGUACAUGUCCACUUUGUACUCCCACCCAGAGUUCCCCACUAAGGGCCCAGAGCAGAUCAACCAGGAGCUGAUGAAUCUUGUGAGCAGUAACCCUCUCCGACUACUCCUUCCCAAACAUAUCACUAACUACGUACAUGCCCUGUGGAGCAAGAAGACCACAGGGCAGCCUGUUACCUUCACAGAUAUCUUUGGGAUGUUGAUAGGUGAAACGCUUAUUCCCUCUAGGAUGGACAUCAAGUUAAGUGAGUUGCAGGAAAAGAUAAAUGAGGCUCAGGCUCCUCUGCCCUUGUUCACCUGCCUGCAUGUAAAACCAGAUGUCUCUGAGCUUAAGUUUGCAGAUUGGGUGGAGUUCAGUCCAUAUGAGAUCGGAAUGGCUAAAUAUGGAACCUUCAUGACCCCUGACCUUUUUGGAAGCAAGUUUUUCAGGGGUAACGUGGUCAAGAAGCAUGAAGAGAACCCCCUUCACUUCCUUAUGGGUGUGUGGGGCAGUGCCUUCUCUAUCCUGAUCAACAGAAUUCUGGGAUUCAACGAUGUGACCAAUGGCAGUACCAUGGAGGAAGAACUAGAACAGAUCAAACCGGAAGACAUUAUAGGAGAGGACAGUCCAGAUAAUGAUGAAGUUUCACAUAAAGAGGACGAGUAUCAGGCGAGCUGGAUGCAGCGCAUGGUUAGCUCUCUGUUCAGUGACUCGAUUCUUUUUAAAACACGAGAAGGCAGAGCAGGAAAGGUACACAACUUCAUGCUUGGCUUAAACCUCAACAACGAUGUGCCAUAUUCCUCUUUCAAUGAGGCCAUCAGUCCCAUGGAGGAUGAAAUCGAUGCGGUCACAGACCCAUUUGAGUUUGACCGGAUCUACGAGCCGUUAGACGUAAAGAGCAUGAAGAUUCACAUGGUGGACAGUGGCUUGACCUUUAACCUGCCUUAUCCUCUGAUUCUAAGGCCUCAGAGAGGUGUUGACCUCAUCAUCUCCUUUGACUUUUCUGCCCGACCGAGCGACUCCAGUCUUCCAUUUAAGGAACUUCUGCUAGCUGAGAAAUGGGCACGAAUGAACAAACUUCCAUUUCCCAAGAUCGACCCAAAGGUGUUUGAUCGAGAGGGGAUGAAAGAGUGUUAUGUAUUUAAACCUAAACCAGGAGAAAAGAACUGCCCCACUAUCAUCCAUUUUGUCCUGGUCAAUAUCGAAUUCAGGACGUUCAAAGCCCCAGGUGUUCCACGUAAGACGGACAAAGAGAGAGAAUUUGCAGACUUUGACAUCUUCGAUGACCCAGAGACGCCCUACUCAACCUUUAAUUUUCAGUAUUCCAAUCAAGCCUUCACCCAGCUACAAGAUCUAAUGGAAUUCAACACGCUUAAUAACAUAGAGGUCAUCAAAGAAGGCAUAAAGGACAGCAUCUUGUAUAGGAAGGAGAUUCCAUCUCGCUUCUCUCCCUCUCUUUCUCUCAGUGAAGUACAAAACAAAAAAAAACUGAAGAUGGUGUCCAAAGGGCAAACAUGCCAAUAAUCAGGCGAAGUAUGAUGGCAAUCUAGCCACAGGAAGUUUACAGAUGUCACACAUCUCACAUCAUGGAAACAAUUGUUUGUUUGUUUGUUUGUUUUAACUGAAACAUGACUCCACAAACUGUGAAACCAGAUGAUCUGGUUUGGUCCCCACACUCCACAGAACAUUCUCAUGUAGCCUUUUAUUAAUAAAAAGAGAAGUGGUGAGAGACACAAUGAAAAUAGCAUUUACAGUCUAAUUGUUUACAUUUGGUUGUGUGGGUGUUUUAGUCAUUCUAGAAAGUAUUUUAUGAACUUCUAACAAGAUUUUUAUUAAGAUACAUACUGUCUAUUUAAGGUUUAGAGAGAGAUUUACAUAAAGUUCACCCAAAAAUAAACUUUUGUCAUAAUUUUCUCACAUCAUAUACCUCAUGUCGCUCUAAACAUGCACAUUUAAUUAUUUCUUCAGAAGAUAAAAGAUAUUUUGAAAAACACUGGGGUCCAAACAAUAUUGACAUUCGUAGUGCAGACAAAUAAAAACAAUGAAACCUUUUUCUA
This is a messenger RNA of Carassius carassius (crucian carp), 3363 nucleotides long. RefSeq names its product cytosolic phospholipase A2-like. Gene Ontology annotation, biological process: glycerophospholipid catabolic process. Gene Ontology annotation, molecular function: calcium-dependent phospholipid binding; calcium ion binding. Gene Ontology annotation, cellular component: cytosol; endoplasmic reticulum; Golgi apparatus. The record is from RefSeq and is a predicted model, not a curated record. Bases 638 to 2830 code for a protein of 730 amino acids. NCBI's taxonomy places the organism in Eukaryota, Metazoa, Chordata, Actinopteri, Cypriniformes, Cyprinidae. The transcript has 18 exons.